GCAGGAGCCCCGGGCAGGAACGAGUAGAGACCCGGGCAGAGGGCGAGGGUGGAGGGCGCUGGCGUUGGCGGGCUGCAGAAGAUGAGCCACAGCUACUCAGGGCUGAGCAGGGUCCUGGUGGUCGUGGCUGCAGCCCUGGUGUCUUCCUCUUCGCUCUGCCCCCAGGCCUGGGGUCCCUCAGGGGUCCAGUAUGGGCAGCUUGGCAAGUCGGUGAUGCUGUGUUGUCCUGGAGUGAAUGCUGGGACCCCAGUUUCCUGGUUUCGAGAUGGGGACUCUGGGAUGCUACAGGGACCAGACGCUGGGUUAGGGAAUGAGCUGGUCCUGGUUGGGGCAGACAGCAGUGAUGAGGGCACUUACAUCUGUCGGACACUGGAUGGUGCCCUUGAGGGCAUGGUGAACCUGAAGCUGGGCUACCCACCAGCCCGUCCUGUGGUCUCCUGCCAAGCAGCCGCCUAUGAGAACUUCUCCUGUACUUGGAGAUCCAGCCAGGUCAGCGGUUUACCCACCCGCUACUUCACUUCUUACAGGAAGAAGAAUGCACCAGAAGCUGCUAAUAGUCAGAGUGAGGGUUCAUCCACAGGGCCCUGGCCAUGUCCACAGGAACCCCCAGGGGCUACCCGCUGUGUGGUUCAUGGGGCCGAAUUCUGGAGCAAGUAUCGGAUUAAUGUGACUGAGGUGAAUCCGCUGGGUGCCAGUACACGCCUGCUGGAUGUGAGCUUGCAAAACAUCUUGCGUCCUGACCCACCCCAGGGGCUCCAGGUAGAGUCAGUACCUGGCUACCCCCGACGCCUUCGUGCCAGUUGGACAUACCCUGCCUCCUGGCCUCGCCAGCCUCACUUCCUGCUUAAGUUCCGGCUGCAGUACCGUCCAGCACAGCACCCAGUCUGGUCCAUGGUGGAGCCCACUGGCUUGGAGGAGGUGAUCACAGAUGCUGUGGCUGGGCUGUCUCACACUGUGCGUGUCAGUGCCCGGGACUUUCUGGAUGCUGGUACCUGGAGCGCCUGGAGUCCAGAGGUCUGGGGAACUCCAAGCACUGGUCCUCUGACAAAGAUACCUGUUGAGGACCAGCUACCUAUGCAACCACGAGAGACAGAAGAUCAGGUGGACAGCCCUGCUCCUCCAAGGCCUUCCGUGCAGCCAGACCCACAACCAUUUGAUCACAGAGAUCCAUUGGAGCAAGUGGCUGUGUUAGCAUCUUUAGGAAUUUUCUCUUUCUUGGGACUGGCUGCUGGGGCCUUAGCACUGGGACUCUGGUAA
This is a messenger RNA of Dipodomys ordii (Ord's kangaroo rat), 1257 nucleotides long. RefSeq names its product interleukin 11 receptor, alpha (gene Il11ra). Lineage: Eukaryota; Metazoa; Chordata; Mammalia; Rodentia; Heteromyidae. The transcript is spliced from 11 exons. Gene Ontology annotation, biological process: cytokine-mediated signaling pathway. The coding region runs from base 82 to 1257 and encodes 391 amino acids. Gene Ontology annotation, cellular component: membrane; external side of plasma membrane. The record is from RefSeq and is a predicted model, not a curated record. Gene Ontology annotation, molecular function: cytokine receptor activity; protein binding.